This is a messenger RNA of Neofelis nebulosa (Clouded leopard), 1948 nucleotides long. It is a transcript of the gene ETNPPL, whose product is annotated as ethanolamine-phosphate phospho-lyase. The record is from RefSeq and is a predicted model, not a curated record. The coding region runs from base 34 to 1677 and encodes 547 amino acids. NCBI's taxonomy places the organism in Eukaryota, Metazoa, Chordata, Mammalia, Carnivora, Felidae. The transcript has 13 exons. Gene Ontology annotation, cellular component: mitochondrion. Gene Ontology annotation, molecular function: pyridoxal phosphate binding; transaminase activity; ethanolamine-phosphate phospho-lyase activity.
AAGACUUAAAAGGGAGAUGACCCCAGCUAGUUGAUGCCACCAGUGACUCCAGACGCCCCGGGCGAGGGGACCCCACGAGGGACCGCGGCGGGAAAGGCCCGCCGCUGGGGCAGCCUCGCGAGGCAGGCGCUCGCAGGCGAGAGGGAGAGCCGAGGAGCGCCCGGCAGCCGCGCCACCAUGUGCGAGCUGUACAGCAAGCAGGACACCCUGGCGCUGAGGAGGAAGCACAUCGGGCCCUCAUGCAAAGUGUUCUUUGCUGCGGAUCCCAUCAAAAUAGUGCGAGCCCAGGGGCAGUACAUGUUUGACGAGAGAGGUGAACAGUACCUGGACUGCAUCAACAACGUGGCGCACGUGGGACACUGUCACCCGGAAGUGGUCACGGCUGCCCUGAAACAGAUGGAACUGCUAAACACAAAUUCUCGAUUCCUUCAUGACAAUAUUGUUGAGUAUGCCAGGCGCCUUUCAGCAACCCUGCCGGAGACGCUCUCUGUUUGCUAUUUUACAAACUCAGGAUCUGAAGCCAAUGACUUAGCCUUACGCUUGGCUCGGCAGUUCAGAGGCCACCAAGAUGUGAUCACUCUUGACCAUGCUUACCAUGGUCACCUAUCAUCUUUAAUUGAGAUCAGUCCAUACAAAUUCCGAAAGGGCAAAGAUGUCAAGAAAGAAUUUGUGCAUGUGGCACCAACUCCAGAUACUUACAGAGGAAAAUACAGAGAAGAUCAUGCAGACCCAGCCGGCGCUUAUGCAGAUGAAGUGAAGAAAAUUAUUGAAGAAGCUCAUAACAGUGGAAGGAAGAUUGCUGCCUUUAUUGCUGAAUCCAUGCAGAGUUGUGGCGGACAAAUAAUUCCUCCAGCAGGCUACUUCCAGAAAGUGGCAGAAUAUGUACACAGAGCAGGAGGUGUGUUUAUAGCUGAUGAAGUUCAGGUGGGCUUUGGCCGAGUUGGGAAACAUUUCUGGAGCUUCCAAAUGCAUGGUGAAGAUUUUGUUCCAGACAUUGUCACGAUGGGGAAACCAAUGGGCAACGGCCACCCAAUGGCAUGCGUUGUAACAACCAAAGAAAUUGCAGAGGCCUUCAGCAGUUCUGGGAUGGAAUACUUCAAUACGUAUGGAGGAAAUCCAGUAUCUUCUGCUAUUGGUUUGGCUGUCCUGAAUGUAAUUGAAAGUGAAGACCUUCAAGGAAAUGCCACAAGAGUGGGGGAUUAUCUUACUGAAUUACUCAAUAAACAGAAGGCUAAACAUACUUUAAUAGGAGAUAUCAGGGGCAUUGGCCUGUUUAUCGGAAUUGACUUGGUGAAGGACCAGCAGAAAAGGACCCCCGCCACAGAUGAGGCUCAACAUGUCAUCUACAAGAUGAAAGAAAAGCAAGUGCUUCUCAGUGCCGAUGGACCUCAUAGAAAUGUGCUUAAAAUAAAACCACCUAUGUGCUUCACUGAAGAAGAUGCCAAGUUUAUGGUGGACCAACUCGAUGAGAUUCUAACAGUUGUGGAAGAAGCCAUCAGAGCCAGAAGUGAGAGUGUGACCUCUGAGAAUACUCCGUGCAGAACAAAGAUGCCUAACGAAGCACACUCGGAAUUGCUCGGUGAAGGCACCUCGGAUCCCAGAGAAAAUCCCAGCCGAAAGAGAAAUGGAUUGUGCACAGAUAAGCACUCGCUGCUCAGUAAGAGGCUCAAGACAUGAGAGAUUAACAUUUUAAAGCAGGAUAAAUAUCCAGGGUUAUAGAGAAUGAAUGGAAGUGUCUCUUCGGUUAGUACCUGUGUUGUACCCUCUAACAGUAGAAUUUGCAUUUCAUUUAGAUGUGUAAAUAAAAAGGUAACAGAGUGAAAAGAAUAAGCCAAGUGAAAAUCAAACCAUGUCAAGAUUAUUAGUUCAGCCUCUAGCCUGUUAAUUCCCUACUUGUGAUUUCUGAAAGUACUUUAUUUAUUCUACUAAACUUAUGAUUCAAACUGAA